UGCGAGUAAUUGAGAUUCAUUACUAUAUUUUGGGGAAUUUGGACUUUACUAGAGUACUAUUGAAACUGAAUAUUUCCCCUAUCCUUAAUCAAUUAUAUUAACAAGGCAAACAUGAUACUUUUACUCCUUACAUUUUCAUUUAGACCUUUAAAGUACAAAGUAACCUGUGCUGGGCAGAUUACUUGUGAACUGUAAUUAGGUACUGACAAAAAAUGCAACCAGUAACAUAAUCUCAUAGAUUACAUUUUGGGGUAAUUUUAUCAGAUUACUUUAGGAUUAUGUUCAAUUUAAUUCUAUUUUAUUUUAUUUUAUUUUAUGUCACAUGCAUUUGAGUAGGAUAAUCAUUUUAACAUAAAAGUACAAAGAGGAAGAUUUAUACCAUUCUUAUUACUAACAAAAAGAGCUCCUCAUGACAUUUUUAAAAAAACGCAUUAAAAAUUACCUGAAUUAAAUAAAUAUUAAAUUUUACAGCAAUAACAGUGCAUGGCCAAAUUUAAUAUUCAAAACACUGAGGUAUCAAGUGCAUGAAACAUUAAUGACCUUAAAAUCAACAGCAAUGAUGUUGCCUAUAGGUCGAAGUGUUCAUCUAAAAACACUGAAACAUUUUUAACCCAUACAGCUUACUGAUAGUCCAUCGCCUAUUCCUGAGGUGGAAGAUAUUAUCGUUUGAAAAGCAAGAAUAUUCUAAAAGAGCAGAAUAUAUAUAUAUAUUUAAAAAAAGUGAGUUCCACCAAGUCACACAAGGAACAAUUGCAUCAAUUUUUAUGUCAAGUUUCAUGCAGUGGACUCCACCCCAUCAGCAGCAACAGUAGAGUGAUGGACUUUGUUCCAUAUUGCUGCACAUUUUGAAGUUGCAUUAUUGUGUACCCUGCAGGCAGGACCCUUAGAGAUGGCCACUAGAUCCUUUGUAGCAAUUAAGUUCAACGUGUGAGAUGCACACCACUGGUGCGGUAGUAAGAAAUAAUAAUUAUUAGUGUUAUUUUUUUAAGCAUAUGUAGUUCAUUCAAUAAUAUACAGCAUGAUAAACAAUGAUAAACAGCAAUGACAAUGCUAGGACAUUGCUAGGUCAAAGCUGAUGUACAUGAUCCGUACAUCAAACUUCAUUGCUGGAUCACCACUUAUUAUAACACACACAAACAAAAUGGAAACUCAGAAUCAGAAGAACUUGUCUCAAGAACUGGAGUUGUUUCUUCUGCAUUAGAUACUUACCUUAUGAAAGCUAUUUCAAAAAGUGGUGGGGACAUGUUCCAUCCAUAACUAACACCUAUGAACCAAACUCUUACCCUAACCAGUCACUUUGAUUGCGAUUCUUUUAUUUUUUUUUAUGGUAAAGUCUCAUAUCAGCAUGAGCAUUUAUGUUUACAGUUGACCUCGUAAAUAAUAUAAUAUAAUUAGUUCAUGGAUUUUGCAUUGGUGCAGUAUCUCACAAUGAGUGAGUUGUCUACCUUGACAGCAUUUUGGGGCAUCAAACACACGUUCAAAGUGACCUUCCUCCAGAGGGCGCUGGGCUGCUCAAAAAGCCGAAUACCCCAUUGAGCACCAUUCAAAUCUCAGGACAUUUUUUUUUUUUUUUUUUUUGUCUUACUUCAGAAAUCUGUCCCCUUAAAUAUAUAAUAUUUUAAAUUAAUUAAUUACAAUAAGUUGGAUCCUGACAAACAUUUGGGAAACUGACUCAGCAAUCUCUAUUAAAUCAUCCUGUGAUCACAAACGACUGUGAUUGGUCCAUUUUGACAUGCGUUGAGAAGAGUAACAGGUGCCAUGUGACAACGAUAUUUACGCACUUUAGCAGUUGUUUGGACAAUCAUUUGUACCUUAUACCUGAACACUGACACUAAUAAACUUUAAAUGCCAUUGAAAAGGGUAAUAUUAAAAAUAGAAGAAUUGUUAUUUAGACCUAACUUACCUGACCAAUAAGAUACUGCCGGGCAGCUAAACCCCCGCCCACUCUUUAUUCAUGCAAAUUGAUUUUCUUCUCGUUUCUGUUUCUAAUUCUAUUUCUGCGGUUUUGACACAGCCACUUUGACAGCUCUAUUCAUGAAAAACCAAAGACAUUCAGAAUCAGUUUUUCUCUUCUAAUGGUUGUAACAGAAAUGCUUUAAGUUUGGAGAUCUGCACCUCCUUUCGGUCUCCAUGUCAAGCCUUUGUGAUAGUGUGUUUUCCGCAUUUCCCACUGUCAGCCUCUAGCUUUUCCAUGUUGGUCCGGAGCUUGUCAGGUGUCAUGGAGAGCUCCGGGUCCGCUGAGCCGAGCAGAGGGCUAUUCGAGGCCUGCAAGAGCGGAGACCUGGAGCGGGUGAAAAAGCUCGUGUGCCCGGAGAACGUAAACAGCAGAGACACUGCGGGCAGGAGAUCCACCCCACUGCAUUUCGCUGCGGGUUUUGGCCGUAGAGAUGUGGUGGACUACCUUCUGCAGCACGGAGCUAACUUGCACGCCAGAGAUGAUGGAGGUCUCAUCUCGCUGCACAAUGCCUGCUCUUUUGGUCAUGCUGAGGUUGUCAACUUGCUCCUGCUACACGGGGCUGAUGCCAACUCCAGAGACAACUGGAAUUACACCCCGCUUCACGAAGCUGCAAUCAAGGGCAAGAUCGACGUCUGCAUUGUUCUACUGCAGCAUGGUGCUGAGCCAACGAUCCGUAACACAAAUGGAAGGACAGCCCUUGACCUCGCUGAACCCUUCACCAAAGCUGUACUGACCUGUGAAUACAGAAAGGAUGAACUCCUUGAGAGUGCAAGAAGUGGAAAUGAAGAAAAACUGAGGAUGCUCCUCACACCGUUAAAUGUUAACUGUCAUGCUAAUGAUGGGAGGAAGUCCACCCCUUUGCAUCUGGCUGCGGGAUAUAAUCGUGUGAAGACAGUGCAGCUGUUGUUGCAACAUGGAGCUGACGUGCAUGCUAAAGACAAAGGUGACCUUGUGCCUCUUCAUAACGCCUGCUCAUACGGCCACUAUGAGGUAGCUGAGUUACUUGUCAAGCAUGGUGCCUGUGCCAACGCUAUGGACCUGUGGCAGUUCACACCUUUGCACGAGGCAGCUUUGAAAAACAGGGUGGAGGUGUGCUCGCUCCUGCUCAGCUAUGGGGCCGACCCCACCUUCCUCAACUGCCACAACAAGAGUGCGAUCGACCUGGCCGCAACUGCCUCUCUAAAAGAACGCCUAGAAUAUGAGUUCAGAGGGCACACUUUGCUGCAGGCAGCACAUGAAGCUGACAUGGCCCGCGUUAAAAAACACCUCUCCCUUGAGACUAUCAACUUCAAACACCCUCAGACAAAAGAGACAGCUCUGCAUUGUGUCUCCACGUCACCCUAUCCCAAGAGGAAACAGAUCUGUGAACUGCUGCUCAGGAUGGGAGCUAACAUCAGUGAGAAGAAUAAAGACUUCCUCACACCUCUGCAUCUCGCUGCUGAAAAGUCCCACAAUGACAUCAUCGAGGUGCUGGUGAAGCACAAGGCGAAAGUGAAUGUGGUAGAUAACCUGGGCCAGACAGCGUUACAUCACGCGGCUCUCUGCGGCCAUUUGCAGACCUGUCGUCUGCUCCUCAGUGCUGGAUGUGACCCACUCAUCACCUCCCUGCAGAGCUUUUCACCCUCCCAGCUCACCAAUGAAGAGGGAGCAUCUACAAUCAACUCAGAUACAGACAGACAGCUGUUAGAAGCAUCUAAAUCAGGUGAUCUGGAAGUCGUAAAGAAGCGCUGUACUCUUCAGAACGUGAACUGCAGAGAUGUUGAAGGAAGGCAGUCCACUCCUUUGCACUUUGCAGCGGGAUACAACCGUGUAGCUGUGGUGGAGUAUCUACUGCAACACGGAGCCGAUGUGCACGCUAAAGACAAGGGUGGUCUGGUGCCUUUACACAAUGCUUGUUCCUAUGGGCAUUAUGAGGUUGCUGAGCUCCUGGUCAUUCAUGGUGCUGUGGUUAAUGUGGCUGACCUCUGGAAAUUUACACCACUGCAUGAGGCGGCUGCCAAGGGCAAAUAUGAGAUCUGUAAACUGCUGCUUCAGCAUGGUGCUGACCCUACCAAGAAGAAUCGUGAUGGAAACACUCCUCUGGAUUUAGUGAAAGAUGGAGAUACAGAUAUCCAGGACCUGCUCAGGGGAGACGCAGCACUGCUAGAUGCUGCUAAGAAAGGCAGCUUAGCUCGAGUUAAAAAGCUCUGCACUCCAGACAACGUGAACUGUCGAGACACGCAGGGGCGCCACUCCACCCCACUGCACCUGGCAGCUGGCUAUAAUAACCUGGAGGUGGCAGAAUAUCUACUGCAGCAGGGAGCAGAGGUGAACCCUCAGGAUACAGGUGGUCUCGUUCCCUUACACAACGCUGCAUCAUAUGGGCAUGUAGAUGUGGCCGCUUUGCUCAUCAAGUACAACGCAUGCGUCAAUGCCACAGAUAAGUGGGCGUUCACACCUUUGCACGAGGCGGCGCAGAAAGGCAGGACCCAGUUGUGCACGUUGCUUCUUGCGCACGGGGCCAACCCCACGCUUCGCAACCAGGAAGGCGAGUCGCCGCUGGACCUCGUGAUGGCAGAUGAUGUCCGUGCCCUCCUCACAGCCGCCAUGCCCCCCUCGGCAUUGCCGGCAUGUUUUAAACCCCAGGUGGUCAGUGUCUCUACCUCUUUGGGAGUGGUGCCCUCAAACCUCAACUCAAGCUCCACACUGCUCUCUUCAAACUCCAGUUUGGACAGCCAGUCCGGGACCUUCUCAGAGUUGUCCACACUUCUGGGACCUUCUGGGGCUGAAGGGGCAGUUGGCGUAGAGACGAAAGAAGAGGGUCUAGGUGUGGAUUUGAGUAUCAACCAGUUCCUUCACAACCUGGGUCUAGAGCACCUGUUGGAAAUCUUCGACAGAGAGCAGAUAAAUCUGGACGUCCUGGUGGAAAUGGGACACAAGGAAUUGAAGGAGAUCGGCAUCAACGCUUACGGACACAGACACAAGAUCAUCAAAGGAGUGGAGAGACUGAUUAGUGGGCCUCAGAGUUUAAACACUUAUUUGACCUUGAACGCGACCAACAGUGGAACAGUACUGAUAGAUUUGUCCACAGAUGACAAGGAGUUUCAGUCAGUUGAGGAGGAGAUGCAAAGUACCAUUAGGGAACACAGGGACGGUGGCCAUGCAGGGGGAUUUUUCAACAGAUACAAUAUUGUGAAGAUCCAGAAGGUAUGCAAUAAGAAGUUGUGGGAGAGAUACACCCAUCGAAGGAAAGAGGUUUCUGAAGAGAAUCACAACCAUUCCAAUGAGCGCAUGCUCUUCCACGGGUCACCGUUUGUAAACGCCAUCAUUCACAAGGGGUUUGAUGAGAGGCAUGCAUACAUAGGGGGAAUGUUCGGCGCUGGGAUCUACUUCGCAGAGAACUCUUCCAAAAGCAAUCAGUAUGUUUACGGAAUCGGAGGAGGAACAGGGUGCCCUCUACACAAGAACAGGUCAUGCUACGUGUGCCAGAGGCAUCUUCUGUUUUGUCGUGUGACUUUGGGGAAGUCCUUCCUUCAGUUUAGUGCUAUGAAGAUGGCCCACUCUCCACCAGGACACCAUUCAGUCACUGGCAGGCCCAGUGUCAACGGCCUUGCUCUGGCUGAGUACGUCAUUUACAGAGGAGAGCAGGCUUAUCCUGAAUAUUUGAUCACAUAUCAGAUCAUUAAACCAGACGGUUCUUCAGGUUAACACAUGGGAGCUGCUGGCACAGGCCAAUCUGCUAGAAACACACUGGUCUUUCCAUGUUAAAGGAGAGAGACUGCUAUGUUUAUUGCAUGCAUUUAUUUAUACAAUGUAUAAUUUUCUUUCUGUGCUGUCUGGUUUCGCCUCAUUUACAGCACCUUAAUAAUCAAAUCUACUGGAAAGUCAUUUCUGUGGAUGCAACAGAUUUGACCAGUUUAGUCACUAACACUGGUUUCCAAAACUUGCAGUUCCUUUUGUUAGCCUAUCAAAAAGUCUAUGUAUUUAUUUUACAAGGACAAAUUGUAUAUGUGUUUUGUACUAAUUAAUUUAUUGACGUUUGUAACAUGAGAGUUCUAUGCCUGAAAAUCAACGUAUCGUAAAUGUAUGCUAUUAUCUACUUUUGAAGGUUACUUGGUGGCAUUAGCCCAAUUCAAAAGAUAAGGAAUUUUUUGGCAGGUUGGAGCAAGACAAUGUACUGUACGUUCAGUGUACUGUCCUACACUCAUUUGUCACAAUACCCUCUAGUCUGCUUUGUUGCCCUCCAAAGAAAUAACUUUAUAACUUUAACACACCACAGUAUCCCACAGACAAUGUUAUGAAAACGUAAUUUUUUCAUGAAAAUAUUGGAUGCAAAAAAUUCAGUGCUUGAUCAAACAGUUUCUGGGUUUUGAUUUGAAGAUUCUGUUUUUGUCACACAAUUGGUCCGGACUACUUGUCUGUUGUGCAUGAACAUGUCAUGUUUAAAAUGUGUUACUUUGUCCUUCUGCAAUAUUUUAAAGCAAGAGGAAUGUCUUCCUUUGACAUCAACAACAGUACGAGCAAAUAAAGAG
Messenger RNA from Xyrauchen texanus (razorback sucker), 6468 nucleotides. Its product is annotated as poly [ADP-ribose] polymerase tankyrase-2-like. NCBI's taxonomy places the organism in Eukaryota, Metazoa, Chordata, Actinopteri, Cypriniformes, Catostomidae. The record is from RefSeq and is a predicted model, not a curated record. Bases 2192 to 5644 code for a protein of 1150 amino acids. Gene Ontology annotation, molecular function: protein binding; NAD+ poly-ADP-ribosyltransferase activity. The transcript is spliced from 27 exons.